This is a messenger RNA of Siniperca chuatsi (mandarin fish), 2507 nucleotides long. RefSeq names its product protein O-mannose kinase (gene pomk). NCBI's taxonomy places the organism in Eukaryota, Metazoa, Chordata, Actinopteri, Centrarchiformes, Sinipercidae. Gene Ontology annotation, molecular function: ATP binding; protein kinase activity; carbohydrate kinase activity. The record is from RefSeq and is a predicted model, not a curated record. Gene Ontology annotation, biological process: protein O-linked glycosylation; carbohydrate phosphorylation; protein phosphorylation. Gene Ontology annotation, cellular component: endoplasmic reticulum membrane. The transcript is spliced from 3 exons. The coding region runs from base 1201 to 2253 and encodes 350 amino acids.
GAAUGGGAUUUUCACUUCCGGAACUUCACUGUUAUAGAGUAUCUUUGGUUGAACUCGAUUGCGCCCGUCAAAAGUACGUCCACUAAAAGUUUGCCACAACAUUACGGAAAGGAUCACUACAGAGAUAGAUCUUUUUGUUAAAGAGUAAGAUCCUUUUUGUUUAACCAGAAACAGAAGUCUCGCUCAAGGAAAAGUCUCGCUCUGAAAUCUCGAGGUUGGUGAGGUGAGUUGUUGCAGGAAGACGACUGUGGAAACGUGUGUCAGUAAGUCAUCUUACUAUUUAACAAAAAGGUCUAUCUCUGUAGGGAUCCUUUCCAUAACGGCGUCGGACACUUAGAAUUACAAUUUGAGCCUUUCAGUGGCAAAAUAAGCACGUUUAGUGAACGUACUUUUGACCGCGCAAUUUCCCAAAGCCAUUGCAGCCCGUUUCGCGGCUGUUGGUGUUUCGGUUUAAUGAGGGACCCUGUUAAAUGGCGGCUUUCAGCCGAAUGCGUGUAUGGUUGUCGUAGUUAUGACAGCUGUUGAAAACAGGAAGAGAAUACGUAGCUGUCCUCGUGAAUGCCUCUUUGUACCUGUCACGUACUCAGUUGCGUUUUGAACGUUGUUUGUUGUUAUGGAAUAUGUCAAAAACAGGAAGAGAGCUUGUUGUUGUUGUUCUUGUUCUUCUUUGAUUUUACUGGCCGGCUACAAACCGACAUUAAAGGUGCACGGAGUGUGUAACAUGACUUAAACCAAAAUCUAAAAAACAACGAGUAAAAUGAGUAAUAAAAACAAUUAUAAAGAAUUUAUAUCAUAGAUAUUAAACCGGUUUCUUUUACAUAUUUGAAUAAAGCCCUUUGAACCUUUUAACUGUUUAUGCCCAGUCUCUAACAGACCUUUGAUGCUCUACUCCCUGCCCAUCUCUAUGGCAGAGUGCCCUUCACUCUUUCUCUUUCUACACUGAACUUCCUACAUCCCAUCAGUACAUGUUCAACAGUUUCCUUGCAAUUACAAGUCUCACAUUUAUCUGACACUGACUUUUUCAUGGUAUACAAGGUAGCAUUGAGUCCUGUAUGUCCUAAUCUUAACCUAGAAAAGAGAACAUCUUCUUUCUUACAUUUACUUUGAGUAUUUCUGACUGACCGAUUUUUGGAUUUUAUAGUAUUCUCUACCCUUAAUGUCGUUAUUCCAGACUUCCUGCCAAGAUGUCAUUAUUCUCUGAUGCAGAGCACCAUGGGUCGGAACAGUAGCAGAACUAUCUCCCACAGUGUUCCAGUGGUGGUGGUGUGCCUUGCUGCUUUGCUCCUUAGCAAUGCCUUGAUCUACCUGUACCUGGACUCUGUGUAUCAGACUGAUGAACAGCUGGUGUCCUCCCGUGUAAGCUGUGUGCCUCGACAUUUUAAAAUGGCGACCAUGAAAAACUGCACCCCCUGGCUCCAGUGUUCACAGAUAAAUGCUGAAGUGCGCAAGCUGAAGCUGAUCGGCCAGGGAGCCGUUAAGAAGGUCUAUCUGGCAGAGUGGAGGGGUCAGAAAGUGGCUCUGUCGAAACUGUCCUCUCUGGAUUACCUGGAGGAUUUUCUCCAUGGAUUGUCCAUGUUACAGGCCCUGCAGGGCCCCCAGGUGGUGCAGUUGGUUGGGUUUUGCCUUGAAGACCACACCCUGGUCACGGAGCAUCUCCCACUUGGCUCACUACUUAACUUGGAUGGUGUUUUUGCACAAGAGCCGCACCAGCAGCACAACACGUGGCAGAUCCGUCUGAGGCUGGCUACGGAUUAUGUCUCCAUCCUCCAUUACCUCCAUAACAGCCCAGCUGGGCGGCGGGUUAUGUGUGAUUCCAACAGCUUGGAGAAAACACUCUCCCAGUUUCUGCUGACAAGUGACUUUCACCUGGUAGUGAACGAUCUGGAUGCGCUGCCUGAGGUGGACCUAUCCCGAGGCAUCUUGGUGAAAUGUGGCCACCGGGAGCUCACUGGAGACUUUGUAGCCCCAGAGCAGCUGUGGCCAUUCAGAAACAAAGGGAAGCCAUUUUCAGAUGAUCUCAUGCCUGAGUAUGAUGAGAGGACAGACAUCUGGAAGAUCCCAGAUGUGACAUGGUUCCUGAUGGGAAGGGUGCCUGGAGGGGAUUUAGUCCACUUCCAUCUUUUUCAGAUCCAUGAGGAGUGUAAGAAGGAAGACCCCAAGCUCCGCCCUUCAGCUCUGGAUGUUUUGAAGGUGUACAAAUCAGUCUACAGCAGCAUGGUGCGAGAUAAUGCUGACCUUAGAGACAUGCUGUAGACUACAGCAUACCCCUCUCAUCAGUCAUCUACGAUCACAAAAGCCCUCACUUCAUACUUUUAAUAAUAUCUCUAACGGAUGUACUUUAAAAAUUGUCCUGCAGCUGUUACGAGCCAUCACUUGUUCUUAUAAUUCAAUUCAAUUCAGUUUUAUUUAUAUAGCGGCAAUUCAUAACAGAAGUUCUCUCAUUGCACUUUUCCUAUAGAGCAGGUCUAGACUGUACUCUUUAUAAUAUUAUUUACGGAGACCCAACA